GUACUUGAAAUCGAAAGCCCUCGUUUUCCCUUCUGGUUCAGUUCCUUCCAGUGUCCGUCAAAGAAGAGAGAAAGAAGAGGGAUGCAAAACGUCCCACCGAGCAGUUUUUGGAUUUAAAAGAAAAUGAAGGACCCAUUCGAGGCCGCUUACGAGGAGCAGGAUUCACCGCCGGCAUCUCCUCUGCCUCUGCCGGAGGAGGAAGCUCCUGUGGUGGAAGGUGAAGAUGAGGAGGGUGCCCCCGGUCCCGGUCACAGCAGUUGGCCGCUGAUCCCUCAACUGCGGCCAACGUUUCUAACGCGUUCACAGCAGUUGGCCGCUGAUCCCUCAACUGCGGCUAAUGCUUCUAACGCGAUAGGGGGGAAAGGAAAGGAGGAUGAAGAAGAGGAGGAGGAGGAAAACAUGGACGUUGAGCUGAGAAAAUUUCCCUCCACGGGUGAUCCCGACAAGAUCGCAAAAAUGCAGGCAAUUUUAGCUCAAUUUUCCCCAGAGCAAAUGAGUCGAUACGAAUCUUUCAGAAGAUCUGGUUUUCAGAAAUCUAACAUGAGGAGGUUGUUAGCAGCUAUUGUUGGAUCUCAGAAGAUUUCUGUACCUAUGACAAUAGUGGGAUCCGGUAUUGCAAAGAUGUUUGUUGGGGAGCUGGUGGAGACAGGUAGAAUUGUUAUGAGAGAAAGGAAGGAAAGUGGACCCCUUAGGCCUUGCCACAUUAGAGAGGCGUACAGAAGGCUUAGGCGUGAAGGAAAAGUGCCCAGAAAAUCUGUUCCUAGACUUUUCCGUUGAGACAUCAAACUUCUACAUUUGUCAUCUUGUAGCUUCUGCCUUCUAGUUUCUAGUGAUAUUUUGUAAAUUCUUUCUUGUAAGUGGACUUCAUUUUAUUUUUUUUCAACCAAAGUGAUCAGAGCAAAAGUUGAAUCUACAA
Phalaenopsis equestris is the source of this 916-nucleotide messenger RNA. RefSeq names its product transcription initiation factor TFIID subunit 11-like. The record is from RefSeq and is a predicted model, not a curated record. Gene Ontology annotation, molecular function: transcription coactivator activity; protein heterodimerization activity. Gene Ontology annotation, biological process: transcription initiation at RNA polymerase II promoter; RNA polymerase II preinitiation complex assembly. NCBI's taxonomy places the organism in Eukaryota, Viridiplantae, Streptophyta, Magnoliopsida, Asparagales, Orchidaceae. Gene Ontology annotation, cellular component: transcription factor TFIID complex; nucleus.